AUGAAGGAUCUUCCUCAAGAGAAGCAAAAUGACGGUGCUCAAGAAUCCAACAAUAGCUUYAAAAAGUCUCUAAAUCUUGCAUAUUUUCAGGAUCCUAAASAUGAUCAUCGACAGGACAAGGAAUUAGUUUCGUAUUUGUACGAACCAAAUGAUAAAGAAGAUGAUGUUUCGAAUCAAAUCCCGAAGAAACAACGUGAAAAGUGGAGCAAACUUGCAUUUUGGUUAUCCAUCUUUUCGAUGUUCGUUUCUAUAUUGUUCAGCCUGGCUUCUUUUCUCGUCUCAUACCAAACAGAUAGUUCUUCAGUAUUUGCUAGCGCCUUUGAUGCUCUGUUGGGGACUGUGAGCUCACUCGCUGUAGCUUGGAGGUUCAGGGAUUUGCUCAACGGWGGUACACGUGGUCGCAAGAGAGAACGAAUCGCUACCAUUGGGAUUGGUUUUGGCUUUGUAGCAACUGGAGUUGCAACUGUGGCUGAUAGCAUUAUUCACCUUACAGAUCAUACCCACCCCAUUAAAACAAAUCAGAUGCUCAUUGUUCUCACGUGUAGCCUGGUMGGUUUUCUAACSUURUCYUAUGGACAAACAUGUCUAGCUAAGAAACUCAAUAGCCAGUCUCUGCGAGCUGCUGGUGCUGACAGUGCUCUYGCUGCUGCGAUGUCAUUCGGGAUUCUGCUUUCCACGUUUGUAUACCGGAGUGCUAAUACCUUGUGGUGGCUUGACCAUUUUAUAGCAUUAUUUCUCGGAGUUAUUUCAGGGGGAUAUGGUUUGCAUUUGUUCUUGCUAACUGUCAUAUGCAACAAGGAGUUGUUUGGUGAACAGUAUCAAGAAGAAAAACCUUUAAACGAGCACGGCAGUGAUUGAUAAGUAUGUGUAAUAGUGCAGUUAAUAUUCAAUAUACUAAUCACAGUUUA
Actinia tenebrosa (Australian red waratah sea anemone) is the source of this 908-nucleotide messenger RNA. Its product is annotated as transmembrane protein 163a-like. Gene Ontology annotation, biological process: monoatomic cation transport; transmembrane transport. The record is from RefSeq and is a predicted model, not a curated record. Gene Ontology annotation, cellular component: membrane. Gene Ontology annotation, molecular function: monoatomic cation transmembrane transporter activity. NCBI's taxonomy places the organism in Eukaryota, Metazoa, Cnidaria, Anthozoa, Actiniaria, Actiniidae.